This is a messenger RNA of Amaranthus tricolor (Joseph's coat), 3404 nucleotides long. Its product is annotated as heat shock 70 kDa protein 17. Gene Ontology annotation, cellular component: endoplasmic reticulum chaperone complex. The coding region runs from base 235 to 2928 and encodes 897 amino acids. Gene Ontology annotation, biological process: endoplasmic reticulum unfolded protein response; cellular response to hypoxia; negative regulation of hypoxia-induced intrinsic apoptotic signaling pathway. Gene Ontology annotation, molecular function: ATP binding; ATP-dependent protein folding chaperone. The record is from RefSeq and is a predicted model, not a curated record. Lineage: Eukaryota; Viridiplantae; Streptophyta; Magnoliopsida; Caryophyllales; Amaranthaceae. The transcript has 14 exons.
UAACAACGCACAUAACGACUCAUGCUUUGCCACGUGUAAGACUCUUCACGUGUCCAACUCUCAUUAGUUCCAAUGACUUCGCACUUUCUUCCCCCAAAACCCUCUAAACUCCCUCGAAAAUUUCCUGUAAAAAUAAACACCUACUAACUCUUCUUCCUUCCCGACAGAUAAUCCUCCAUUGUUGCUCUGAAUUCAUAGUAUUUUUGGGGAAAUUAUUGAUCUUACAAAUCUGCAAUGUUGAUUAAGUUAGGGUUAAUCUUGUGCAUACUUGCAUUAAUCCCAAUCAAAUCUCAAUCGGCAGUUUUAAGCAUAGAUCUAGGUUCCGAAUGGCUAAAAGUUGCAGUUGUAAACCUAAAACCAGGUCAAAUUCCUAUUUCAAUCGCAAUCAAUGAAAUGUCGAAGCGAAAAUCCCCAAAUUUACUCUCAUUUCAAUCUGGAAUUCGAUUGAUCGGUGAAGAAUCCGCUGGUUUAAUCGCUAGGUAUCCUGAUAAAGUUUACGCCCAAAUUCGUGAUUUGAUUGCGAAACCUUACAGUUACACUAAGCACAAGAUCGAUUCAUUUUAUUUACCAUACCAAAUUGUUGAAGAUGCUAGAGGUGUUGCAGCGAUUAAGGUUGAUGAUGGUGAGAUUUAUUCAUUGGAGGAGAUGUUAGCGAUGGUUUUCCACUACGCGUUGAAUUUAGCUGAGUUUCAUUCGAAAGUUGUGUUGAAAGAUGCAGUGAUUAGUGUUCCACCGUAUUUCGGACAAUCUGAGAGGAAAGCUGUGAUUCAAGGAGCUCAAUUAGCUGGUGUAAAUGUGUUAUCUUUGAUCAAUGAACAUUCUGGUGCUGCUUUGCAGUAUGGAAUUGAUAAGAAAUUUGCGAAUGAUUCGAAAUAUGUUGUGUUUUAUGAUAUGGGUGCGACUAGUACUUAUGCUGCUCUUGUGUAUUUUUCUUCUUAUGAUACUAAGGAGUAUGGAAAAACUGUUUCUGCUAAUCAAUUUCAGGUAAAAGAUGUGACAUGGAAUGCUGAACUAGGUGGUCUAGAUAUGGAAUUGAGAUUGGUUGAAUACUUUGCUGAUGAGUUCAAUAAGCAACAUGGAAAUGGAGUGGAGAUAAGGAAGUCACCUAAAGCAAUGGCUAAAUUGAAAAAGCAAGUCAAGCGUACUAAAGAAAUUUUGAGCGCAAAUACAAUGGCACCAAUAUCAGUGGAGUCUAUCUAUGAUGAUCGUGACUUCAGGAGUUCAAUAAGCCGUGAAAAAUUUGAAGAGCUGUGUGAAGACCUAUGGGCAAAAGCUCUGCUCCCUCUAAAGGAAGUCCUUCAAAAUUCAGGUUUGAAAGCAGAGGAGGUUUCUGCAGUGGAAUUAAUUGGUGGUGCCACUCGAGUUCCAAAAUUGCAGGCUAAGCUUCAGGAAUUCCUCGGGAGAAAAGAGCUGGACAGACAUUUGGAUGCAGAUGAAGCUAUUGUUCUUGGUGCUGCAUUGCAUGCAGCAAAUUUAAGUGAUGGAAUAAAAUUGAACAGAAAAUUGGGAAUGAUUGAUGGUUCUACAUAUGGUUAUGUGAUGGAAUUGGAUGGUGUUGAUCUAGUCAAAGAUGAAACCACAAAGCAAGUUCUUGUACCACGCAUGAAGAAGAUUCCUAGUAAGAUGUUCCGAUCAAUUAUUCACAAGAAAGAUUUUGAGGUGUCUUUAUCCUAUGAGAGCAGAGACUUGAUGCCACCUGGUGUUUCAUCUCCCGUUUUUGCUCAGUAUACAGUCUCUGGGUUGGCCAAUGCCACUGAGAGAUAUGAGUCACGAAAUCUAUCUGCUCCAAUCAAGGCUAACCUGCAUUUCUCUUUGAGUAGAAGUGGAGUGCUAACCUUAGAUCGUGCUGAGGCUGUUUUUGAGAUUACUGAGUGGGUAGAAGUUCUCAAAAAGAUUCCAACUGUGGAUAAUUCUAGCACUUCAGUGAAUGUGUCAGUUGAAGCUUCUCCAUCUGUGAACUCAUCGGCUGAAGUGGGCAGUGGAGAUUCUGCUGAUGAUGCUAAAGCCAACUUGCAAACUGAUGGUACAAAUGACCCCUCGAACUUUAGUGGAACAGAAAACAUUGCUGAAGUUAUUGAAAAGAAAUUAAAGAAGCGGACUUUUAGGGUGCCUUUGAAGGUAACUGAGAAAACCAAUGGACCUGGAAUGCCAUUUCCUGAAGAAUCCCUGGCUCUUGCAAAGGAAAAGCUGGCAGAACUUAACAAAAGAGAUGCUGAGCGAAGGAGGACAGCUGAACUGAAAAAUAAUUUGGAAGGAUACAUUUACUCAACCCGUGAAAAGAUUGAGUCCUUAGGAGAGGUUGAAAAAGUUUCAACUAAUGAAGAGCGACAAUCGUUCAUUGGAAAGCUUGAGGAGGUCCAAGAUUGGCUAUAUAUGGAUGGGGAAGAUGCUACUGCUGGGGAAUUCGAAGAACGUCUUGAAAUGCUAAAAGCUAUUGGUGACCCCAUAUUUUUCAGAUUGAAUGAAUUGACUGCUCGUCCAGCAGCCAAUGAAGAAGCUAGAAGAUACCUUACUGAAGUAGCAGAGAUUGUACGUGACUGGGAGGUGAAGAAAUCCUGGCUUCCAAAAGGCAGAAUAGAUGAGGUUUUGGAUAGUGCUGAAAAGUUGAGAAAAUGGUUGGAUGAAAAGCUGGCUGAGCAGGAGAAGACUCCUGCUUCAAGUGUGCCUGUUUUUACAUCUGCUGAUGUAUAUGAGAAGUUGGGUGAACUUCAGGCUAUGGUUGCCAGGGUGAAUAGAAUCCCAAAACCAAAACCCAAAGUAGAGAAGCCUGUAAAGAAUGCGACAGUCAGCGAGAAAACAGAUGGUUCCUCGGACCCUACUCCUGGCUCAAGUGAGGACAGUUCUACGAAUAAGGAAGCUCAAGGAAGUACUGAUGGCUCAGCUACUGUAAAUGGAGACCCAGAUGCUGCGUCUCAUGAUGAAUUGUGAUAUGUUACGCUACCCCAACGACAGAAAGAGUCAAACCAUUUUUGGCAAGCAAUCUACUUCUCAUUCUAGGUUUUUCUUCAUUUUCUCUAAUGGAUGUGGAUUAUUCCUCGAAUGCUUGAAACUAGUAAUCGUUGCCAACAUUUUUCGGGUUUCAAGAUUAAUAGGCAUAAAAACUAAAAGGAGUUAAUCAAUUAGGUCAAAUAGUAGCUGAAGCUAUGGAUUAAUAACUUAAUAUGCCAGUUACUCCAACCCAUUUGGGUGAAUCCUAUUUUGUUGUAGAUCAAUUGACUGGGAUACAAAAAUUUUGUUAGAAAAUGGAAAUUACAGAUUAGCACUUGUACUCUUGUACCAACAUGUUUUAUUUAUGUUUUGCUGGUACAUGAUAAUUUAUACCAAAGCUCCUCUUUAUCCUUUCAAAUGUCUGGUACAUUACUGUGAAAAUAAUGCAUGGCCUGUGUAUAUUUUCUGUUUUUCAA